Messenger RNA from Lytechinus pictus (painted urchin), 6459 nucleotides. Its product is annotated as ninein-like protein. Gene Ontology annotation, biological process: microtubule anchoring at centrosome. The coding region runs from base 496 to 4806 and encodes 1436 amino acids. NCBI's taxonomy places the organism in Eukaryota, Metazoa, Echinodermata, Echinoidea, Temnopleuroida, Toxopneustidae. The transcript has 23 exons. Gene Ontology annotation, molecular function: calcium ion binding. Gene Ontology annotation, cellular component: centrosome. The record is from RefSeq and is a predicted model, not a curated record.
ACACAGAAAUCCCGGCCCGCUAAGAUAUGGAAACACAGUAACACAUCACGACUACCAAAUCCAGGCCGGACAGGAUAAAUUUCUUCAAGGGAUGCCAGCCGAGUGCCAGUAUGACAUUUAUGCCCAGGCGCUAGCCAAGACCCAUUGUUCCCAAUGGGUCCCCAAUAUCCCCCGGAAUAUCCCAUUCCCCAUUCUUUCAUUCAUUAUGUCUAUUCAAAUCAUCAUCCCACUACGCUCGAAUGCACGUAUACAUGUCACGUGACCUAAGCCAACAACAAUAUCCACCGACGCUAUGACUCAACUCGACCCGUGGAAUGCGAGUAACCUGAGCCAAAAAUUUUCAAAGAAACAUGUUAUGUUAAUGAAUCAAGUACAAAAUUACCGUGGAUUACAAACAAAGCAGUCCAGCUGAGUGAUAACAAACUAUAGCGGGGAGCUGGUAUAAGACUCCACCCUUUGCAUCACCCUUUAAUACCCCCACCACCAUCUACCACAAUGGAUGAGUCGGAUGAAGAUGUGUAUGUCUCCCAACUCAAAGAAUUGUUUGCCGGCUGUGAUACCAAGGGACUUGGUCGCCUUGGUGCAGCGGAGCUGACGGAAUUGUGUUCCAAGCUCCAGCUAGAAGGACAGGUGGAUCUCCUCCUGGAGCAGCUACUUGGCAAUGAUACCUCAAAGAUGGUUGACUUUGAUACCUUCAAGGAGGCCUUUGUGAUGGUGCUAUCAUCAACAGUUGAUCUAGAUGGUGUAGAAGUAGGAACUGAUAUUGAUCAGGAAUACAGUAUGGGUAGCUUCCCCAAUUCAGCUGACCUGAUUGAUGAAGUAUCUCCCAAGUAUGUGAAGGAUGGGAGGCGAUAUGGCAGAAGAUCUCAUAUAGACUUUGAUGUGACGGCAGACUUCUCUGAAGUGGACGAUGAUCUGAUCAGUAAUGAGCCCAAGUCCUUGGCUGAAGAGCUUGGUCCGAUGCAGUCUUAUCACGAGAGUAGUGAACAGAGUGCUAAUAGAAAGUCCAAGUCUUAUGUAGAGGAAAACGUUGAGGCACCUGAGAUUGAACAUGAUGAUAGACGGUCCCAUUCACAUUCAGCAUCUCACCGGUCUAACCCUCCUGAACCACCACAAAAUGAGACGUUUGAAGCAGAAGGUCAGAUGAAUGGAUCAAUGAGUGUAUAUGAUCAAGGUCAAUCAGAGGCAGAGCAGGUACAGGCUAUCUGGGAGGAGGUCGGGGUAGGCAAGGAUGGCUUCUUAGAUAUCAACGAACUAGCCGUCGUGUGUGAACACAUCGGCAUGGAAGACAUGGAUAGAACGGAGCUGAAGAAUCUGUUCAACAAGCUUGACCGGGACGAAGACGGGAAGGUGGGUUUUGAGGAGUUCCUGGAUGGACUCUUCAGGACGGCUGGUAUCCGUACCCCUGCCCCCCUUACCCCACUAUCCCUUGCCCCCACCCCCAGUCUCCUAUCAUCCCAGAUAGCAGCUAAGAGAAGAAUGCAAGUAAGUGCCAUGGAUGAGCCCAUGUACAGGACAGCCACCCCUUCAUUGCUCAUGGCUCAACCGAUCACAAAGCUCUUCAGUGUGCUGGAUGCUAAUAAUGCUGGUUUCACUACAAUGGAUGCUGUAAGUGAGCAGUUGAUGGAACAAGGUAUCUACAACCCUCAAGAAGUGCUAGAGGCCCUGGAUAUAUACCCAGAUGUGAGUGGUAGGAUCAAUCUAGAAGGUCUGUCUAUGGCUCUAGAUAACAUUCUUAUGACAGCGGGAGAGAAUAAUGGUGUCUACCAGGCCGCUCUUACCUCAUACCAAAGUGAACUCAAAUACCUCAGGUCUUUAAACGAUCAACUAACAACAGAGCGAGACAAACUCAAGAUGGAUAUUGCUGAAGCAAACAGACAGAACUCAAGCCUUGUCCAGGAGAUUGAUGAUCGUCAUGCCAACAUUGAGAAAACUAAUGAAACCAAAUUGAGAGAUAUGGAGAGGAAAUACCAGGAGAAGAUCAACUCACUUCAAGCUGAGAUAGAGAAAGAACGAGAGAUGAUCUCAUCGCAAGCCACUAAUCAGACCACUAAGCUACUGGAUGAGAUGGAACAACUCAGAGGAGAUGAAGCACUCUCAAAAGAAAGAUUACAGAACAUUGUAGAGGAUAAUAAUCGCAUUGAGCAGGAUCUGAAUGAUGCUAUGGAGAAGCUAUUAGAGUACGAGAAGACAAUAACCAAGCAGCAGAGAGAUCUUGAUGGAUUCUCAGAGCUUGAGGAAAGGUUGGCUGAAUUGGAAACUAGCAGAGAUGGUGUUUCCAAGCAGCAGGAGGUUUACUAUGAGCAGAGCCUCAGAGAUAUGCAGGAACACAUGCGGACAUUGCAAGAUCAAUUGGAUGAGACAAGUCAAGAGAAUGAGCUCUUGAAGCAUCAAGCAUCAGAGAGGAAAGUGAGGAGGAAAGGAAGCAAGUUACAGGGUGGACCUCGACGCGGAGGCUCAGUCCUCUCAGACUAUACCAAUAAACCAUCGGUGGUUAAAAGGAACCUUAACUCCUCAUCAGAUAAUGAUGAUUCUGAGCUUGAUGAGUUGGAUCCCAAAUCUAAGAGACGUCUUCCUCAGGUCAGCGGUAUCCCGGAGGAAGAAGAAGAAGAUGAACUUAGCGGAGAGAUACAGAAACGACUUGAAGAAGAGAAAGCCAAGCUUGAAGCCAAGAUUGAGUCUCUGAAAGAGCAACAUCUUGAAGAAAUGGAAGAAACUAAGGAAACCUUUGAGACGGAAAUCAAGGAGAUUGAGAAACGUUACAGACAGGAGAUGAGGGAGAUGGAGGAAAGGUUUGAGCAGGAGAGUGCCAAGUUAGCCAACGACCUUGAGGAGAAAGAGAAGGAUUCCGAAGAGGAGAAGGUAUCGCUUGCUAUGCAGUUUGAGGAGGAGAAGGCUCAACUGAUGGAAGAGUUUGAAGGAGAGAAGGCUGCCCUAGAGCAAGCCUUUGAGAUCAUGAAAACAGAACUUGAGGAAACUCUCAAGAAUGAAUUUGCUGAUGAGCUGAAUGGUAGACUUGCAGAACAGGCAGCAAAGUUUGAUGAAGAAAGGUUGUCUCUAGAGGGCGCUCUUACAAAUGAUAAAUCUAAGCUUGUCUCUGAGAUCCAGCAGGUCAGGGAAGAUGGUGAGUCCAAGCUCAGGAAUCUCAAGAUGGAGCUAGAAGUUCAGCACCUUGAAGAGAAAGAAGAUCUGGAGUCCAAAUUCGAGGAGGCGAGGGAGGAUCUCCGUCGACAGCUCCGGGAGAAACAGAAUGAGCUGGAUUCCAUCCUUGAUGAUGGAGAAGUGGGGUUGAAAGGCCAGCUCAAAGAGGAUUUCAUUCUCCUGUUGGACCAGCACAAGCAGGUGACUGAGAAUGACUUCCUGGAGAAGCUGGAGGUGGAGAAGGAGGCUCUGAGUCUCCAGCUUCAAAAGGAGCGACAGGAGAUGCAGGACGAGUUUGACAAGGAGAAGUAUGAACUCUCGGAUGCUGUCAGUGGAGAGAAGUCUGAACUCCUAGAACACUUCCAGAGGGAGACAGAUGAAAUGAUUGAGAAGCAUCAGAGGGAGAGGAAUGAAGCUGAGGAGAGAUUCAAGGCUGAUAGGAAUAAGAUGGCAGAUAAACAUCGUAAAGAGAUUGAUGAUCUUAUGAGGAUGAAUGAAGAAUCCAUAGAGGAUCUGAAGAAACAGCAUGCAAAGGCUAUUGAUAAACUCCAGAAAGAGAAGAAUAAACUGGAGGAGAAGCUGGAGAAGGAGAAAAGGAGACUGGAGGAGCGUAUGAAGACAGACAAGGAGCGAUGGGAGGAGGAGAAUGCUAAAUUGAAGCUACGACAUGAGCAGGAGCUGCAGCAAGCUAUGAAGGAGGCCGAGAGGGAGAGAAACAUGAUGGAGAUGGCUGUCAGGGUUGAGGUCCAGAGAGAUGUAAAGAAGGAGGUGACCAAUGAGUAUGAGGAGAAGAUGGAUCAAGUCAAGACAGAAUAUGAGGAUGAGAAAGCAGAGAUGAUAGCAGAGAAUGAAAUGCUGCAGAAUAAACUAAGAAUGGCUGAGGUGGCUAAAGAGGAAGCUGUAGUAGCUAUUCAUAUGCAAACACAGGAAGCAGCAUUACAGCAAGCCAGGCCUGAUAGGGCUUCUUAUGAUGCACUUUCUACUGAGCGUGACCUUCUCAAGGUCGCACUCUCUGCGUCCGAAGAGAAAUUGAAGAUGAUGACAGAAAAAGCAGACUCGACGAGUAAAGAUCUUCACACCUUGGAGACAAAGCUGAUUGCUCUAGAGACAGAGAAAUCUCGACUCAAGAUGGAGCUAGAGGAUCUCAACAAAAAGUACAUCAACAUGCAGAUGCAGGUCUCAGUAGCAAGUUCACAGCAUUCCAGGGAGCUGGAACGGGUACGGCAGAAGCAGACUCUGGAGUUCCAAGGAGAGCUGGGCCAUCUCAGGGAAGAACUGGCCCAGAGAGAUGGCAGGAUCAAGGAGCUUGACAGGCAGAUCAGGGAGAAAGCCGAAGAACUCAAGAGGGCGCUGUCUAUCGGGAAGGAGACAGAGGGGUCGGAGGUUAGGAAGAUGAGGAGAGGGAAGGAGGAAGCAGAGAAGAAGUACAGGAAGAUGAGGGCUAUGUUGGAGGAAUACAUGAAGAAACUCAAAGAUCAGCUGGCUAAAACAACUCGUCAUGAUGUCCUUCUCAAGGAGCUGUAUGUGGAGAACUCAAAACUGCAGAGGACAUUGCAGCUAACAGAGGAAAGACAGAAAACAGCAGAAAGAAACUGUCACAACCUGGUCGAGAAGAACCAAGCGUAUCUAAACAUUCUUAAGAAGGUAUGUCCUGCAGCCGUCUGAAGAGGUUUGAUCAAGAAGAUCACAUUGAUUCAUGCAGAACCUGAUAAAGAUGUGCCUUUACAUUUUGAAGAAACUACAAAAGAUAUCAGAAACUGCCACAAUCUGAUGGAGAAAACCCAAGGAUAUCUGAACAUUCUGAAGGUUUAUCCUGUAGCUGUCUGAAUGGGAAUGAUGUAGAAGAACACUCAAGGAUUGACUCAGAUCUAGAUGGAGACAUACCUUGACAGAAGAGGACAGAUGUGUCCUGCAGCCAUCUGAAUGGGAUUGAUUUGGAUAGCAAAGAUAAGAGAGUCUAUGUGAAUAUGAGCUGAACUUUCAGAACCUGAUAGAGGUGUAUCUGGACAUUCUGUAUGAAGAAAGAAAACUGUGGAAGGAAAUCGUCUCGAGAGAUGCAGCAGAGAGAAGGAAUUCUGAGACCUCUGGAGAAAAUACAAUUCGAGGGUAGGAGGUGAUGAAUGUUAAACAUUCUCUGAACUUUCUGUCCAACAGCAUGUAAAAGAAAUCAUUAAAUUUUAAGAAUUAAUGAAUAAAUCGUAGAAGUGUGUCAAGGGUUGUUGCAAGACAAGAUUGUCAUUGAAAGACUGUCCAGCAGUUGUUUCAGAAGUUCUAUGCAAAUAUGAAAUAGGUUAUCAGUACUUUUUUAAGCAUAUUGGCCUUACCCCAGUACUCUCAAGUGACUGCACUGUGUGUAAAAGGGUUCAGUCAAUAAUAUAUGAUUAAGUUGCCUUGUCAGAGUCUUUCAGACACAACUUUCUUGUAUGUACACCUAAUAUUCCAGACUGGCCUAUCACCAAGAUUUCCUGAACAUUGCAUUUAGAAAUAUUCAAGAUGACAGUCAUCAUCUAUUGACCACUCAGGUAAUUGGGUUUUGUUUGAUAGCAAGAUAAAUGUCUAAAAGGAAAUUAUAUCAAUCAUAAUGCCAGUUGGUUAUGUCCACCAAAAUUGUAUUGUCAAACAUUCAUUUGAGGAAUUUCAUUCAAAAUGUUAUUGAAUGCUUUAUAUUCUAUUGAUAUUACAUUCAUGUAAAUUACAUGUAUUCAAAUGGAUAGACAUUCCAUUCCAUAAGUAUAUGAAAUAUAGAUUUGUAUAGAUUAUUACAAAUACCGUCCUAUAUUUGGAAUUGUAUAAAUGUACAUAUUUUGUAAAUGCUGCAAUUUUUUAUAUUUAUAAGUUGUAAAUAGAUGUAUACAUAUUUAUUUGUACAUAAAAUGCCUUUAGGUUUGUGUCUUUCAGAACGGUAGCGAUAAUAAAAUUAGAUUCGAUCAAUGUUAGUAAUUUUAUAAUUGAUUCAAUUGAUUAUAUUGAGAAAUAUUCAUCAAAUGAUGUUCUCUUAAUUAAUUCAGUAAAUAGCAACAGUAAAUUCUAAUUUUUGUCACUUUUAAUUAUGCACAUUCAGAGAUUUCUUUUAUAAUUCCAAAACCAUGGUUCUAUUUUAUCAGGCCUAUAAUGUUUUGUGUGAAGUGUGGUAAAUAUGUGUCAGCUAUUAUAUUUUGUGCAGAAUAUAUUUCCCUAUUUGUGUGUCUUGUGUCGAUUUACUUGACCAUCGACAGCUGUCAAGAUUUACACAGAGCAACCUACAUGUCUAUGAAAGAUGGACAGUGAAAGGCAGGUAUCAUAUCAAGUGAAUAAAUACAAGAGCUCCUAAACCAUCAA